UCCCAGGCCCCUGGGAGGUCACUUUAAGGAGGGCUGUCUCAUUCCUAGAGCCCCAUAAGCAGGAAAUGGAAACCUACGGAGCCAGACGAACUGCCAGGGUGCUACAAACUUGUCCAGGAGGCUGCAGCCCCAAUCCACUGAUCAGAGACCCGAUGGUGCGAAUGUAUCAAAAAACAUUCUACUACCACUUUAACAACAGACCAAUCCUCUCUUACCGGAACGACACCUGGCUGUGCUUCGAGGUGGAAACUAAGAACUCACCUGCUUCCUUCCUCUGCGGGGUCUUCCGAAACCAGGGUGAUUCCAAGACUCCUUGCCAUGCAGAGGACUGCUUCCUGACUUGGUUCAAUGACCUGCUGUCCUCUGACCAGGACUACCAGGUCACCUGGUACACAUCCUGGAGUCCUUGUGCCCACUGUGCGGGUCUCGUGGCUGACUUUCUGGCCACACACACGAACGUGAGCCUGACCAUAUUUGCUGCCCGCCUCUACUACAGCUGGGACCCAGAUUACCGGCAGGGGCUUCGCAGGAUGAAUAAGGAAGGGGCCAAGGUGCUCAUCAUGAAUUAUAAAGAAUUUCAAUACUGCUGGGACAACUUCGUGAUUAACUACGGAAGGCCUUGGCUCCUGUGUUGGGGCAGACUGGAUGAAAAUUAUCAGUUCCUGGUCACCAAACUGGAGGAGAUCCUCAGAAGCCCUUUGGAGAGGAUAGAUCAAAGAAAAUUCAACAUCCACUUUCAAAACCUACAAUGGGCUUAUGGUCGAAAAAGCACCUGGCUGUGCUUUGAGGUGGAAACAAACAAGGACAGCAACUCACCUGUCCCCUUGUGCAGCGGGGUCUUCCGAAACCAGGGUGAUUCCAAGACUCCUUGCCAUGCAGAGGACUGCUUCCUGACUUGGUUCAAUGACCUGCUGUCCUCUGACCAGGACUACCAGGUCACCUGGUACACAUCCUGGAGUCCCUGCCCCGAGUGUGCGGGUCUCGUGGCUGACUUUCUGGCCACACACACGAACGUGAGCCUGACCAUAUUUGCUGCCCGCCUCUACUAUGGCCAGGACCCUGAUUACCAGCAGGGGCUUCGCAGGUUGAAUAAGGAAGGGGCCAAGGUGCACAUCAUGAAUUAUAAAGAAUUUCAACACUGCUGGGAAAACUUUGUGCACAACCAGGGAAAGCCAUUCCAGCCUUGGGACGGAUUGAAUGAAAAUCAUCAAUUACUUGACACCCAGCUGCAGGAGAUCCUCAGGCCACACUCACCGAGCUGGUCAUUAACUGCACGUAAAUGGGUGGGAGUGCACAUCAGGGUGAAACUCACAAGCUCUGAGAAACAUCCUUUGUACAAGUUGAUCCUGAGAAUUGGGUCAUCCUUGUCAUACCCAACUGCAACAGUGGAGAAGCCAGCAGGAAGAAGCCCUGGGUACAGAACUUUGCUCCAGAAAUGUGACUGCAGCUUCCGAGAGGAACAGCUGCCGCCCUGGGACUCACUGGGCCACCACCAUGCUCAGCAGCAGCCCUCGCCAGCUCCUCGCACCCUGACUAGUGCCAGCGAACCUUCGCCAAGACCCAGUCUGGACACUGGGCUCACUCUCACUGGCUCCCCUGCAGCACCCACCCCGUGGAGGGUCUUUGCCCGGUCUGUGGACGCCCCCACUGCUGCUUCUGCCCUGGCCCGCCCCUCCCCCGCCCUGCUCCCCACUCAGCCUCACCGGAAGCCAAGGCCAGGUGGCCCUGCCCCCUGGAGAGACCCGAUGGUGCGAAUGUAUCAAAAAACAUUCUACUACCACUUUAACAACAGACCAAUCCUCUCUUACCGGAACGACACCUGGCUGUGCUUCGAGGUGGAAACUAAGAACUCACCUGCUUCCUUCCUCUGCGGGGUCUUCCGAAACCAGGGUCCCCGCAAGAGUCCCUACCACACAGAACUGUGCUUCCUCACUUGGUUCCAGCAGACGAUGUCACCUGACCAGGACUACCAGGUCACCUGGUAUGUAUCCUGGAGUCCCUGUGCCAACUGUGCACAGCAGGUGGCUGACUUUUUGUCCAAAUACCCAAAAGUGAGCCUAACCAUCCUCACGGCCCGCCUCUACUACUUCUGGGUCCCGGAUUGCCGACAGGGGUUCCUCAGGAUGGAUCAGAAAGGGGCCAAGGUGCGAAUCAUGUAUUAUGAAGAAUUUGAACACUGCUGGGCAAAGUUUGUGUACAACCAUGGGAAGCCAUGGGUCACAAAUAACAACAAACUGAAGAAAAAUUAUCAGUUCCUGGUCACCAAACUGGAGGAGAUCCUCAGAGACCCCAUAGAGAGAAUAUCUCCAAAAAUAUUUUACUACCAGUUCAACAACACAACCAGCCUCCGAGACAGGACCAGCUGCUGGCUGUGCUUCACGGUGAAAACAAACAAGGACAGCAAUUCACCUGCUUCCUUCCUCUGCGGGGUCUUCCGAAACCAGGGUGAUUCCAAAACUCCUUGCCAUGCAGAGAACUGCUUCCUGUCUUGGUUCCAUGGCAUGCUGUCCUCUGACCAGGACUACCAGGUUACCUGGUACGCAUCCUGGAGUCCCUGUGCCAACUGUGCAGAACUCGUGGCUGACUUUCUGGCCACACAGAGGAACAUGAGCCUGACCAUAUUUGCUGCCCGCCUCUACUACCACCAUGAGCCAGAAAUCCAGCAGGGCCUUCGAAGGAUGCAUCAGAAAGGGGCCCAGCUACACAUCAUGUCUCUUCCAGAAUUUCAACACUGCUGGGAAAACUUUGUGCACCACCAGGGAAAGCCAUUCCAGCCUUGGGACGGAUUGAAUGAAAAUCAUCAAUUACUGGACACCCAGCUGCAGGAGAUCCUCAGGCCACACUCACCGAGCUGGUCAUUAACUGCACGUAAAUGGGUGGGAGUGCACAUCAGGGUGAAACUCACAAGCUCUGAGAAACAUCCUUUGUACAAGUUGAUCCUGAGAAUUGGGUCAUCCUUGUCAUACCCAACUGCAACAGUGGAGAAGCCAGCAGGAAGAAGCCCUGGGUACAGAACUUUGCUCCAGAAAUGUGACUGCAGGCCUGACUGCUGAAGCUGCUUGUUGGACCCUGAAGCCAGUUUCUCUCCAGCUUCCGAGAGGAACAGCUGCCGCCCUGGGACUCACUGGGCCACCACCGUGCUCAGCAGCGGCCCUCGCCAGCUCCUCGCACCCUGACUAGUGCCAGCGAACCUUCGCCAAGAGCAAGACCUAACACUUCCCCUUUUUAUAGAAUGCCCAACCUUGUCUUUUCCCGGGUGUACCCCCUCAAUUGUCAUUCUUCUCUUCCCAAAUAAACAUUAAAUGCAGA
Molecule: messenger RNA, 3309 nt
Organism: Lemur catta (Ring-tailed lemur)
Lineage: Eukaryota; Metazoa; Chordata; Mammalia; Primates; Lemuridae
Exons: 17
Coding region: 66-3053 (995 amino acids)
Biological process (GO): negative regulation of single stranded viral RNA replication via double stranded DNA intermediate; DNA cytosine deamination; cytidine to uridine editing
Cellular component (GO): cytoplasm; P-body; nucleus
Molecular function (GO): RNA binding; cytidine deaminase activity; zinc ion binding
Source: RefSeq, a predicted model, not a curated record